This is a messenger RNA of Clunio marinus, 2471 nucleotides long. The record is from the annotation of a GenBank genome assembly. Lineage: Eukaryota; Metazoa; Arthropoda; Insecta; Diptera; Chironomidae.
UUUUGUUUUCGUUUGUCUUUCGAUCGGUUUAGACACCUUAACUGAAGGUGGAUAUUUUUGGCAAAUUGAAAGUAAAAGUGAUAGUUCGAGUGAAAGAAAUCAUUUGGAUUAUUAUCAGAUAAUUGCACAACAAUUUUAUAUUAAUUUUUCUUGGAUUAAUCAACAUCUAAUAGUAAAAAGAUGAAAAUCACAUUAUUUGCACUCACAGCAUGUUGCUGUGUUCUCGUAUGUUCAGCAGCCAUCAACGAAGUAAAGAGCGGAGGAAGCAAAUCAGGAGAUCCAAAAGGCCGUUUCUUAUCACUUCCUAAUCCAAACAAGUGUGCAAGUCGACCCAAGAAAUUCCAAUUCAAAGGCCACAACUAUUUCUACAGUGAAGAUGUUCCCGCUCUUGCUGGCAAACGUGUUGAUUGGUUGGAAGCACGUAACCUUUGCCGCGAAUACUGUAUGGAUGCUGUCUCACUUGAAACUCAAGACGAGAACAAUCUUAUCUUCAAAUUAAUCCAAGAAAAUGAUGUUCCUUAUAUUUGGACGUCUGGUCGUUUGUGUGACUUCGACGGUUGUGAAGGUCGCAAGGAUUUAUUGCCAAAGAAUCUCAAUGGAUGGUUCUGGUCUGCAAAUCGCGAGAAGGUUACACCAACCAACCGCAACCCACCAGGUUGGGGAUACAACCCAUGGUCUCAAACUGGACACAAGAAAAUCGCACAACCAGACAACGCAGAGUUCGAUAUUAACCAAACAUCAGAGUCUUGUCUCUCAGUUCUCAACAAUGUUUAUAACGAUGGUAUUGCAUGGCAUGAUGUUGCAUGUUAUCAUGAAAAACCUUUCGUCUGCGAAGACUCUGAUGAACUUUUAAACUACGUUGCAGCCACAAAUCCCGGCUUGAGACUUUAAACUUCACACCAAUAGCUUCGUCAUUAAACUUUUAUCUCUACGUCCUUUUUUUGUUUAAGAAAAUCCACCUUUGAUCAUUUAUUUCCUUUCUUUCUUGCUCUUUUCUUCUUUUUGUGUAAUUUAUGUAAAAAUUCCCAAAGUUCUUUACAAAAAAAAAUUAUUUUCAUCUUUAAUUUUGUUUGUUUAUUUUUUUUUAUACAAAUCUUAUUUCUUAAUCAAUCAGAAUGUCAGACGAUUAAGUAUGCUUAAAAAUGUUUUGAAAGAUGAAAUAGAAGAAACAAUAAAUACGACAAAAUGAUAAAAAAAAGAUCGUGAAAUGAGUAGAUAAAUGAGAAAUUGUUUGUUUAAAUGAGAAAAUGCGUUUUAAAGUUAGUUAUUUAAAUUUAUGUAAAUUUAAUCUCGUAAGUAAAUUCAGAAGCAGCAGUUGUGGUGGUUCACUUACCUAAUAGCGAAUAUUUGACGUUUUAUGUUCAUGGAAGCAGAUUGAGGAAAGAGUUUAUUUCAACUUUUUUUUUUGGUGUGUUAUGGCAUGAAGUUUGUGCUUAUUAUGUUGGAUCCAUUCGACCAUUCUAAAGUUCAUCAUGAAUUUCAUCAAUAUUUUGAAGAUGAUCACCAUAAUCAGUAGCUUCGGAGCCUACGAAGAUAUCGUAUUUGUCUAUGAUUUCAUUAUAAGAUAAACGAUCAUCGUGAUCUUCAUCGGAGGCUGCAAAUAAAUGAUCAACUUCAUCAACAGCAACUUCUUCGUUACUUGGAACAAUCCAAGAGAGAAUUUCAUUAUGAUUCAAAUAACCGUCAUGGUCUUUGUCGAAAUCCGUGUCAAAUCUGUCCUUUUCUGUCAACAACCACUCUUUAUCAUGACCUUUUCCUUGAUCUCCAAUAAACUCUUGAAAAUCGAUUCUUCCGUCUUUAUUUAAAUCUUUAUCGCGUAAUGUUUGAUGGAGGAUAAGUGGCAACAUGUCAGGAUGCUCCUCGGGUGAAUGAAACUUUACAUGCUCAUCAAGAGAUAAAAAUCCAUCCUUGUCAAGAUCAGCAGCUUUAAACAUUUGUCUAUCAUCUUCCAACAGUUUUGAUUGUUCAUCAUCAUCGAUAGAGCUUAAGCCAUCGUCGGAAUCCAAUCCAUAUACAUCCUUCACAUAUUCUCCCCACGAUAUUUUAUCGUCAUUAUCCUCAUCUAAAUCUUCAAAUCUAUCCUCAGCUUCUUCUUCUGAUAGUUUCUUGAAGCUUCUCAAGAUCCAAGCUUUGAGUUCAUGCCGGUCAAUAAAUCCAUCGCUAUUCAAAUCCAUUUUUUGUACUAACAAACCCAGUCGACGUUUUGAUUCUUCUGGAGGUAAAUUAUCAUACUCUUCAGCAUCUUUAACACUACCUAAUAUAGCUUCAUGAUCAAACUCAGAGUGAUGUUCACCUUCUCCAUCGAAAUGAUCAUGAUCCUUUGGACUGAAUGCACCAUCUUCUAGUCGCUCCUUUCCAUGAGCAUGUUUAUGUGAUGCAGCUGCUCGUACUAUCAUUGGAACAAUCCAAAUAAGAAGAAAUAAGAUUGUUGGUAAAUUUCUUAUCAACAUGACUGCUUUCUUAUAUUUUUU